Molecule: messenger RNA, 1974 nt
Organism: Triplophysa dalaica
Lineage: Eukaryota; Metazoa; Chordata; Actinopteri; Cypriniformes; Nemacheilidae
Product: piggyBac transposable element-derived protein 4-like
Exons: 3
Coding region: 163-1572 (469 amino acids)
Source: RefSeq, a predicted model, not a curated record
AACAAGAGAAGGGCAGAUGUAAAAGCAGCCGGAAAUCCUGGCCGAAGUCACGGCGGCUGACAGACUUCCGAAAACAGUCGCGCGACCGAAGAAACGAACGGAAACAACACGGAGUUAAAAUAUAAGAUUCGUGAAUGGUGUAAUUUCCACGACAGUUUCUUUAUGGAUGAUGUUUUACACCUGGUUGAUGGUGAAAGAGGCCAGACGGGCACUAAGCGAUGGGCACAAGCGUCUGCAACACUGAACAAUACAGACAAUGAAGCAAAUCACCGAGCAGCUGUUGAAGAAGUCUCUGCGGAAGCGGGCCCUCUAGACGUGAAUUACCAGUCCAAAGAUGGGAGCUUAUUAUGGAGUCCAUCUUCUAUCCAAACUGCAGGGACGUUACCGAUUGACUGUGCCAUCAAAAAGACUCCUGGGCCAACCAAGUUUUCAUGUUCUCGUGCUGAGGACAUAAAAUCAACAUUUGAUUUAUUUUUUUCAGAGUCUAUGAGGAAGAUUUUGAUCACCUUGACCAAUCUAGAGGCACAACGUGUGUUGGGUAAAGGCUGGAGAAAGCUGGACUGGAUAGACAUACAGGGAUAUAUUGGCCUUAUGAUUCUGGCAGGCGUGUAUCGAUCCCACCAUGAGCCUUUAGCAAGUUUAUGGCAAGGCGAGACAGGAAGGCCAAUUUUUUGUGCUACCAUGCGAAAGGGCAGGUUUAUGACUUUAUCAAGGAUCAUCUGCUUUAGCAACAUGGACAAAAGACGGAAAAAGCGUGACAAGAUGGCGGAAAUUAGAGAUUUCUGGGAGAAGUGGGUUAAAUGCCUUCGACUCGUGUUUAAUCCAGGUCCAGAUGUUACUGUGGGUGAUUGUCUGGUCCGUUUUAGAGGUCGCUGUCCCUUCAGAAAUUACAUGCCCAAAAAACUGGGCAGAUAUGGAAUUAAACUCUGGGCAGCAUGUGAUGCCAGGACAAGCUAUGUGUGGAACAUGCAGGUCUACACUGGUAGUACUGAUGAUGGACAGCCAGUAAAGAAUCAGGCGAAGCGUGUGGUCCUAGACAUGACGUCUGGUCUCCAGGGACACACAAUCACAUGUAACUGUUUUUUCACCUCGUAUGCUCUUGGUCAGGAGCUGCUCAAAAAGAACCUGACCAUGAUUGGACCAGUUCUUGGCAAAUACUCCUGCAAAAAAACAUCAUCACGCUGGUCCAUGGUACUUUUUUACCACAUGUUGGAUGUCUCUGCCUACAAUGCAUUUGUUUUGUGGACAGAAAUAAAUCCUUCAUGGAGCAGAGGGAUGGGCAACAGGAGGCGGCAUUUUCUGGAAGAGCUAGGGAAUGCUCUGGUGUUCCCAUUAAUGGAAAGACGACAGUAUAUUCCCCGCACACCAGCCUCCCUCUAUUUGCUGAAGGAAGCACAACAUUUGAAAGGAGAUGACGCCGCCACCGCACCUAACCAUAGCAAAAGGAAAAGGUGUCGAGCAUGUGGCAAAAAAAACAGAAAAACUAGCAUGAUGUGCCAAAAAUGCAAAAUGCCCAUUUGCAAGGAACACGCGGUCAUAACGGUCUACUGUCUAGUGUGUGCAAAUGCAUGAAGAGAAUUUUGUUUACAUUUCCCCAUUAUUUUACUGUUAUGGUUACCAUUUGUUUAUUAAUGGUAAUUAGUAAGGCUCACUUCACUGAAUUAAAUUUUGUGAAGUUUGUGGCUAGAAAAUGUUUACGCAAGUAUUUUAUUUGUACACAGAUUGAAUUAUCACUACGUAUACCUGUUGCUUGCUCAUUAUUGCUGUAUUGUCUCUUGACCUUUUUACAGGUUUAUUUAAUUAAGUUAUUGAAUUUAUGUAUUUUUGUAUAGAAUUUGUUUCAAAUGCUCAGUAAUACCAGGGUCAUGUUUUUUGCAAUCAUUGCAAAAAUGUACAUUUCAAACUUAAAUGCAAAGUUAAAAAAUAUGUUCGUAUACAAUAGUAUAUUGAAUAAAGAUAUAUAUUUUUACAGUC